Frankliniella occidentalis (western flower thrips) is the source of this 2737-nucleotide messenger RNA. Its product is annotated as zwei Ig domain protein zig-8-like. Bases 381 to 1274 code for a protein of 297 amino acids. NCBI's taxonomy places the organism in Eukaryota, Metazoa, Arthropoda, Insecta, Thysanoptera, Thripidae. Gene Ontology annotation, cellular component: neuron projection membrane. The record is from RefSeq and is a predicted model, not a curated record. The transcript is spliced from 9 exons. Gene Ontology annotation, biological process: synapse organization.
CUCCACGCCGGCCAGCGCAGCGUGUCGUCAGAGGAGUGCCGCCCUCGCCUCGCCCCGUGCGCGCCGGUCCAGAGACACAAGCUCGGCGGCGUCGACUUCGCCGCGCCGUGCGCCGCGCGCGAGUGGACCGUGUCGUUGCCGUGACCGAGUGCAUCUCUCUGUGUGCGGCCCCCCGUCUGUCCCAGGGCGUGGCCGGCCCUGCCCGGCCCCCCGGACCCUCCUGGAUUAGACGGAAGCAGCGGGCGCGCCGCGGAUUUGUAGCGACAUGUGAUUGGGCCGCUGCCACCAUCGCCGCCAGGAUGCCGACGGCGUCCUGCAGGCGUUCCUGCAGGCGCCCCUGCAGGCCAUAAUCUCCCGCGUGUCACACCGGACCUCCAGCCAUGGAUCUGCCUCUGCUCGCCCUGCUCGUCCUCACGGGCUGCGUGGACCUACUAGUAUCCAUCGCCCCAGGUUCCAACAAUAUUCCGGAUGCUAACGGCAAUCACAAGGAUGACGGCUCCGAAGAUUCACGGAGAAGCCACCGCACCUUCCAGCAGGAGGGCGUCGCCUUGUCGGAGCCGCCUUUCUUCGACCUCACCGUGCCCACCAACCUCACGGGACUGGUCGGCAAGACGGCCUACCUCAACUGCAGAGUCAAGAACCUGGGGAACAGAACGGUGUCGUGGGUGCGGCACCGGGACAUCCACCUGCUCACGGUGGGCCGCUACACCUACACGUCGGACCAGCGCUUCGAGGCGGUGCACUCGCCGCACACCGAGGACUGGACGCUGCGGAUCCGCUACCCGCAGCGCAAGGACUCGGGGCUGUACGAGUGCCAGAUCUCGACCACGCCGCCCAUGGGCCACUCCAUGUACCUCACCGUCGUCGAGCCCGAGACGGACAUCAUCGGCGGCCCCAACCUGUACAUCCACGAGGGCAGCACCAUCAACCUCACGUGCGUCGUCAAGUUUGCCCCCGAGCCGCCCAGCUCCGUCAUCUGGAGCCACAACCACGGGGUCAUCAACUUCGACUCUCCUCGUGGCGGCAUCAGCCUGGUGACGGAGAAGGGCCCCGUGACGUCGAGCCGGCUGCUGAUCCAGAAGGCGGGGCCCUCUGACGACGGCGACUACACUUGCGACCCGGCCAGCGCCAACCCGGCCACGGUCCGAGUGCACAUCCUCAACGGAAACGCACCCUGCUCCGGAUUAACGCCGUGUCUGCUCCCUCCCACGUCUGAGCCCGAACCAACACCUGUUGUUGAGAACGCGUCCGCGGCUCCAGUCGUUAGUACAUGAUGGGUUGUCCUAUUCUGAAUCUGGUGAGCACCCUGCCGCCAUGCACCACGGCUCCGGGGGCGCGCUGCUGCCCCGGGUGCUGAUCUGCGCGCUCGCGCCCUACCUCACCCUCGUGGCGCUCCGGUAGCAAGUCGUGAUCGGCGCGCCCCGCCACGGCACGCGCUGAGAGACUGAGUGCGAGCACGAGGUGCGAGUGACCUGAGAGUGAUGGACUUGCCUUGUGCCUGCGGCUGCAGCCGGCACCGCGAGGGAGGUCGGCCGGAGCCUCUCGACUGACUCAUCACCGCGCGGACAAGCGCAGCUCACCAGAGGCGGCAACUCAAGAAUCACAAACCUGUCGUUUUAAAAACGUCCAUAGUUUGUUGGAUUUUUUAAAAUUAUUUUUUUUUACCUGUUAUGGAUUAGUAAUACUAACAUUGUUUUUUCCUGCUGUCUGUUCAUUAACAAUCAUAUGGCUGUAUACGUCACAGCAACGUCAAUUUGGUGUUCCACACGAAAAUCUCUACAAACUUUUUACUGUAGGGUCCACAUGAACAAAAUUUUCCAGACAUUGUAUGUUUGUAGACAUAUCAAAACACAGAAAGUGGGUCUCUUAAAUAUUAGCCAUCAUAACGUUACUGACCAUCAAAAUUUGCCUCUGUGGAAACCUCAAAAAUGUAUCAUGGUUUUGACUUACCAUAAAUACCUACUAUGUAUAUUUUAUAAUUUCCAUAAUUUUGGGAAAGUGGCCUGUAGAAUUAAAGAGUUGGUAUAAAAUUCUCUGAAUGACAUGGAAAAAGGAAAAAAAAAUAUGGGUACAGUUAACUUUUUAGAACAAUCUAAAAUUAACAACAAAACCAUGGGCAUAACUUUGAAAAGAUAGUCCGUCCGAAGACUGGGGUAGAAUGUCUGGUCAGAUUCAUGUAGUGAGAGAUACACUCAAUCGUGAAGAAAAUGCAAGGAAAUGUGUGUGCUUAAAGUUAUAGCAGGAAUAACCCACAAGACAUUCUGUGGACCAUAUACAAUACACCAAGGGCAGCAAGGGAUCAUGGACUCCCAGGAAAAUGUUGUUAUGCCAUCAUUAUGAUGUCUUUUAUGAAUGGCAAGGUCACAAUUUUUUCACUUAUGUGGUCACUGGUCAUGUCCCUGUGAGAACACAAAGUCAAAACGGAGUCAAAAUGGAGUCAAAAUGGGGUCGUCAGAGGUCACUUAGACCUGCAUGGGAGGACCAUAUUCUGACAUUAAAGCUCAAAAUUAUAUCACUCUGACGUCAUUCUGGCAGAAGCGUUCUCUUCAGGGUGGAAAACGUAAGUGCAACCCAUGUGACAAAAACGUUUUCCUGAGGUAGAGGCCCCAUCUAAAAAGAAACUUUGUACCAGAGUGUGUAAAUAAAAUAGAAAUCAGCUCUAAUAAAUGUUUAAAUCUGACCUAAUGUGACUAAGCCAAAUGUAAAUAAAAUUUGAAAACUAUCACAAAGACUCAAA